Colletotrichum graminicola M1.001 is the source of this 1215-nucleotide messenger RNA. RefSeq lists its product as uncharacterized. The transcript has a single exon. Lineage: Eukaryota; Fungi; Ascomycota; Sordariomycetes; Glomerellales; Glomerellaceae. The record is from RefSeq and is a predicted model, not a curated record. Bases 1 to 1215 code for a protein of 404 amino acids.
AUGUUUAACGGCACAAAAGGGUGUUCCUCCAUUGAGUACACGGGCUCGCUCGUGACGGUCUGUAGUACCGACAGCUACCAGUCCAUCUGCGUGGAUGAUAACAACGGAAACGUCAAAUGCAACAUGACUCUUGGCAGCGCAUUCUCCAUCGAUGGAGACUUUUCUCAUUUCUUCUUACCAUACGGUAGCAUUGCAUGGAUCAGCAACGUUAUCGGAUGCUACAUUUGGUUCUGCAUUAUGUCCGGCAAUGCGCCCAUCAAUCCAACCCGAAAGAUUAAGCACAAAACACUCGUCUGCUUGGGAGGCUUCGCGUACGCUAUAAUUCUGGUGGUAGUCGCCGCCAUCAAAGUCCCCAAGAUGAAGGACCGAAACCUUAAGCUCAUUGUCAUCGGACACGUUGUUGCUACAGUUAUCAUCCAGGGGGCUAUUCUUCAUAUGAUGAAGAGCAAUUACAUGGACGUUAAGGAGAAUACGAAGAACAAUAACGAAGAUCAACCCGUUAAAGAGAAACUCAACGCGACUGUAUCGACCGACGCAAUGGACAGUGUUCCCUCCCGUCCCUCGACAGAGUCCACGCGGUCGAACACCUCAAUGAGUACAGCGGUAUCAAUUUCAGAAAAGCCUGGAUUUCUGGAACGUUUUACCAGCAAGAUCCCAGGAGUACAGACGGCUGAAGAAGUUCCCGUAACUGAGACCACUGGUACAGAAACUCCAAAGAAAGAGGAGACAGUAGGAGAGGGACUUGCGAGUAUGAUGUUAGGCCUGGCAUUCCUGUCUCCCGGCCACUUGAUGAUGUUGUGCGGCGCAAUGCACCUUGCGAAAUGCAUCUUCGUGAACCGAGAGAACAACGACACCAGACAACAGCGCGAAACCAGAGACAGCCUUAUUCUUUUUGGUAUUAUCUACGGGUUGGUUCUCGUCAUCAACAUUGCUUGCAUCCUAAACUAUUUUCCCCAGGCUGCCGCGAAGUCUCAGAACGAAGAGAGCGUCGAUAACGAGGAAAAUGAGAAGAGGCGCGCCGCCGAAGCAAAGAAACUGAGGGAAACAGUGUUGUUCGCUGUAGGAGUACUGGCUGGGCUUGUUACCGAUUGGUGUCGAUAUUUUGUGCUUGCUGCGGCGGCGAAGGACACACAUGGGCUUAUGCAUCUUGGGGAUGUUUCGAAUCUCAGCCUGAUAACUUUGAUUCUGUCCAAGUUGUUCGUACUGGCCUGUUAG